This is a messenger RNA of Neocloeon triangulifer, 820 nucleotides long. It is a transcript of the gene RpL11, whose product is annotated as large ribosomal subunit protein uL5. The record is from RefSeq and is a predicted model, not a curated record. Gene Ontology annotation, biological process: translation. NCBI's taxonomy places the organism in Eukaryota, Metazoa, Arthropoda, Insecta, Ephemeroptera, Baetidae. Gene Ontology annotation, molecular function: structural constituent of ribosome; RNA binding. Gene Ontology annotation, cellular component: cytosolic large ribosomal subunit; ribosome. The transcript is spliced from 6 exons. The coding region runs from base 131 to 769 and encodes 212 amino acids.
UUUUGUUCAUCCCUCUAACUUCGAACUCUUCGAAGCUGCAAGCUGCGCAAAAUAGAAAAGUGGACGCUGCGCAUGUAUUCAAUACAUCGUCAUCACUGCAAAAAUAGUUUCUUCAAAAUAAGCUGCAACCAUGGCGGAUAAGGCUGCAGCACCCAAGGCCAAGAAGGUUGCGCCCCCAAAGGUCUCCGCGGGGCCCAAGAAGCUUCGUGUUCGAAAGCCCAAGCCUGAGCCUAAGGACAAGACGAAAAAUGUGAUGCGAGAGGUCAAGAUCCGCAAACUGUGCCUGAAUAUCUGCGUCGGUGAGAGCGGUGAUAGGCUGACUCGUGCCGCAAAGGUGUUGGAACAGUUGACUGGACAGCAGCCUGUUUUUUCAAAGGCAAGAUACACCGUGAGGUCGUUCGGCAUUAGACGUAAUGAAAAGAUCGCCGUUCACUGCACAGUGCGUGGUGCCAAGGCAGAGGAAAUCCUCGAGCGUGGUCUCAAGGUCCGUGAAUACGAGUUGCGCAGGGACAACUUCUCCCGCACCGGAAACUUUGGUUUCGGCAUUCAGGAGCACAUUGACUUGGGUAUCAAGUACGACCCCAGCAUAGGAAUCUAUGGUCUAGAUUUCUACGUAGUUCUUGGACGCCCAGGCUUCAAUGUUGCUUACCGUCGCCGCAAGCGUGGACAGGUUGGAUUCCAACACAGAUUGACCAAGGAAGAUGCUAUGAAGUGGUUCCAACAAAAGUAUGAUGGUAUCAUCCUUCCUGGAAAGGGCAAGGGCAAAUAAAUUUCCACACACAUCUGUCUUUAAGUUCUACAAUAAAAAAUUUAAAAUCAA